This is a messenger RNA of Eucalyptus grandis, 1167 nucleotides long. Its product is annotated as calcineurin subunit B. The record is from RefSeq and is a predicted model, not a curated record. Gene Ontology annotation, molecular function: calcium ion binding. NCBI's taxonomy places the organism in Eukaryota, Viridiplantae, Streptophyta, Magnoliopsida, Myrtales, Myrtaceae. The transcript has 7 exons. Bases 280 to 807 code for a protein of 175 amino acids.
CGAAGGGGAGGGGGGGCUUCCGUUCGUGACGCCACGGCCGUCGCCUCCGCCUGAGCUCCCGGAGCUACCUCGGCAGUCCGCCGACGCUGAUUUUCAAGAUCCCCUGAUCCGGUGGCGGCCGGCCGCCAUUGUUAAAGGCGGAAGCUUUCUGCAGCUCGGGGCUCUUCCCCUCGUGGCAUUCCUGGCUGCAUCGAAGGCGUCCUCCCACUAAUAAUUGCGUUGGAUUUGGCUUCUUCGGCGCUCGAAAGGCGAGGUUCCUCGUUGUCGUCGGCGGAUUCAAUGGGGAAUGCGUCGUCCAUGCUGACCCAGUAUGAUAUCGAAGAAGUUCAAGACCACUGUAAUAAUCUUUUUUCCCAGCAAGAGAUUGUGUCGUUGUACGAGAGAUUUUGCCAACUCGAUCGGAAUGCAAAAGGGUUUAUCUCGGCGGAUGAAUUCUUAUCGGUUCCAGAGUUUGCAAUGAAUCCACUUUCUCAGAGGCUGCUUAAGAUGGUGGAUGGCUUGAAUUUUAAAGAUUUUGUGGCAUUCUUGUCUGCUUUUAGUGCCAAAGCUAGCAAACAGCAGAAGAUUGAAUUGAUUUUCAAGGUGUAUGAUUCGGACUGUAAUGGAAAGGUCUCUUUCAAUGACAUUUUGGAAGUUUUGCGGGAUUUAUCGGGUCCAUUUAUGUCAGAUGAACAAAGAGAGCAAGUCUUGGUUCAAGUGUUGAAGGAAGCUGGUUACACAAGGGAAUCCUAUUUAUUGUUGGAUGACUUCGUUAAGGUUUUUGGAAACUCCGACCUAAAAAUGGAGGUGGAAGUACCAGUUGACUGAGGAGCGGUCCAUUUCGCCAUGCUCUGGAAAAUAUGCUGCACCAAAAUGUGCCCGUCAAGGUUCCCAUGGGAAUAGCGAACAUGAACCAGGAAGAGAUGGCGUUUCCUUUCUCGCUCUGAUUGUGCCCAGAGGAGAGAAUGAGCAAAUAGGAAAGAUGUAUAUUGAAAUAAAAUCUGCUCCCUUGGAAUGUAAUAUUGGACAAAACAACAAUAUUUUGUCUCUAGAUUUUUGUCCUCUCUCGGACGUGGUUUGAUCGAAUCCAGAAACAGAUCAGGAUAGGUAUAAGUUGGAUGCUGCAAUUUUGUUUGUUCAUUGGGUUGGCACCUUCUCUCUAUUCUGGGUGGCAUUCUCAUUUCUGCA